Molecule: messenger RNA, 638 nt
Organism: Ixodes scapularis (black-legged tick)
Lineage: Eukaryota; Metazoa; Arthropoda; Arachnida; Ixodida; Ixodidae
Gene: SmD3
Product: small nuclear ribonucleoprotein Sm D3
Exons: 2
Coding region: 120-488 (122 amino acids)
Biological process (GO): RNA processing; spliceosomal snRNP assembly
Cellular component (GO): commitment complex; precatalytic spliceosome; U4 snRNP
Molecular function (GO): RNA binding
Source: RefSeq, a predicted model, not a curated record
AACUGCGGGAUUGGUGUUUACAGCGCCAAGAAACGUACCGGGUACGUUCGUAAUUUUGAAUCAGGUUGUCUAUUUAAAUCCGAUUUAAUCGAGUGUUCUUUGCUACGAGAAACGACAAAAUGUCGAUAGGAGUGCCUAUAAAAGUUCUCCACGAAGCCGAAGGACACAUCGUCACCUGUGAAACUAACACCGGCGAGGUGUACCGAGGCAAAUUGGUUGAAGCGGAGGACAACAUGAAUUGUCAAAUGGCGAACAUCACAGUCACCUACAGAGACGGCAGAGUCGCCCAGCUCGAAAAUGUGUACAUCCGGGGAAGCAAAAUUCGCUUCCUGAUAUUACCGGACAUGCUCAAAAACGCUCCUAUGUUCAAAAAGGCCGGCACGAAAACGGCGACCGCGUCGGCCGGCAGAGGGAAGUCGGCAAUAUUACGCGCCCAAGCGGCCAGAGGGCGAGGUCGUGCCAGAGCCCUUUUCCAGAGACGGAAGUAACGCAGACAGCGCUACCCCCAAAGACGACGGCGCCUUGCCUCCAAUCACCUUGGUCAAGUUUCCCGACCCUUGUCCCGUCCCGUAAACUGUACCUUCUUGGCAUCAGCCCACUUCAUUUUCAUUUCAUGUGAAUAAACUUGCGCAUCAGUA